This is a messenger RNA of Culex pipiens pallens (northern house mosquito), 1195 nucleotides long. Its product is annotated as AN1-type zinc finger protein 2A-like. Gene Ontology annotation, biological process: proteasome-mediated ubiquitin-dependent protein catabolic process; protein targeting to ER. The coding region runs from base 263 to 979 and encodes 238 amino acids. NCBI's taxonomy places the organism in Eukaryota, Metazoa, Arthropoda, Insecta, Diptera, Culicidae. Gene Ontology annotation, molecular function: zinc ion binding. Gene Ontology annotation, cellular component: endoplasmic reticulum; cytoplasm. The record is from RefSeq and is a predicted model, not a curated record. The transcript is spliced from 3 exons.
CUCGUAAACGUCUUUCAUCAGCUCAUCAGAAACAAACUUGUUAAGUCAUUUUUCCCUCUAAACUCCACGAAUCAAGAAGUUUCCAGGACAAUUUAGAAGUUUUGCCAACAUUCCGCGCGUUAAAUAGUGCCCCGCUGACGAAAUAGUUGCCAUUUGUACCACGAAAGCUGCUGCUGCUGGAGGACGAAGAAACCGCGUACGAACCAGGAAGUGUAAAUUGAAUUAAAUUACGCGCAGAUAAUCGAAAACAAGGCUUUGAAAAAUGGAGUUCCCUCAUUUGGGCAAACACUGCUCGGAAAAGUACUGCCACAAGCUCGAUUUCCUGCCGAUGAAGUGCGAUGCUUGUGGAGAAAUUUUCUGCUCGGAGCACUUCAGCUACCAAACGCAUUCCUGCCUGUCGGCCAGCCGCAAGGACGUCCAGGUGCCGGUCUGUCCGCUGUGUAGCGAACCGGUUCCCACGCCGCGGGACGUUUCACCGGACGUAACCGUGGGCGCCCACAUCGAUCAGUUUUGCCGCUCGGAGAAGAAGAAAAUCUACACCAAUCGGUGCACGUUCCGGAAUUGCAAGAAAAAGGAGCUGAUUCCGGUGUCCUGCACGGUUUGCCGGGCAAACUUUUGUCUCAAACAUCGCCAUACGAGCGAUCACGACUGCCCCGGAACAGCCGCAAACAGCAGUCGAACCCCGGCCAUCGCACCCAUCUUCAGCCAAACCGCCCAAGCCGCCCUGCAGCGACAGCAGCGCCAAGCAUCCGUCCCGGUGCGUUCCGUCGCGGGUACCACCGUUGCGGCCAUCCAGGGAACCAUGUCGGAGGAUGAGGCGCUUGCGAGGGCACUGGCGCUUUCAAUGCAGGAAGAAGAGGAGGCCAGCGCGAGGGCGUCCCGGGGCAACGGAAAUGCGUCCCGCAGCAGCAUUCCAGUCGGAGGGAGCGGCGCAAGUACGAACGCGGCCGGCGCCAAGGACAAGUGCAAUCUGUCGUGAUUGCCGCGUGAGUGCCAACUUGAAUUGACAAUCGGUGGAAGGAGGCUGUUUUUUUUCAAAUGCCGGAAUUAAGACGCUGGGCAGUCCAAAGUGGAUCAGAAUGGUUUUUAAGAAAACUCGUUAUUAUCUACGUCGUACAGUAUAUUUGUAAGCUCGCUUAAAACCAAUGUAAUCGCCCGAGAUUUAUCAGCUAUUUAAUAGAUGUGUAGAAAAAUA